AUGCGCUAUGCAGUCCUAGUUACGGGUCCAGCGGGUGCUGGAAAAUCUACCUUCAGUUCAUCUUUUCUCACUCAUCUCAAAAAUUCGCGACGGACUGCCCAUCUCGUCAAUCUCGACCCUGCAGCUUCCCCGGCUAGUUUCGAGUAUGAGCCAGUGAUUGACAUUAAGGAUCUGGUUAGUCUAGAGGAUGUCAUGAGUGAAUUGGGGUAUGGUCCGAAUGGAGGUCUGGUGUAUUGCUUUGAAUAUCUUUUACAAAAUAUGGACUGGCUAGAAGAAGAAUUGGGUGGUUUUGACGAUGAUUAUCUUGUUUUCGAUUGUCCAGGCCAGAUUGAGUUAUACACUCAUCAUCCGUUCCUCCCCACCCUGGUACAGAAUCUGACGAGGCUGGGAAUCCGUGUUUGUGCGGUAUACUUGAUAGAGUCACAGUUUAUGGAAGACAAGUACAAGUUUUUCAGCGGCGUCCUAUCAGCCAUGUCGGCAAUGGUUAAUCUCGAGAUCCCUUGGAUAAACGUCAUGUCCAAGAUGGAUUUAGUGACCGCUAACCCGGAUGAUGAGUCGGGCGGCGCAAGAAAUGGCCUACGACAACGAAAAGAUAUUGCUCGGUAUCUCGAUCCUGAUCCAUUCCUUCUCGCUUCAAGAAGAGGGCAGGAAGGAAACGAGUCCAAUCCCCGUUUUCAUGCUCUAAACCAAGCUAUAGUACAGUUGAUUGAAGAUCAUCCGCUUGUCUCUUUCCUGCCACUGGAUCUUACGAACCCAGAUUCUAUCGAGACUGUUGUGAGUCACAUAGAUUACACGAUGCAGUACGGAGAAGACGAAGAGCCAAAAGAGCCCCAUGACCUCGACGAGGGGGACUUUCAGGGUCUGGAAUGA
This is a messenger RNA of Laccaria bicolor S238N-H82, 870 nucleotides long. RefSeq lists its product as uncharacterized. NCBI's taxonomy places the organism in Eukaryota, Fungi, Basidiomycota, Agaricomycetes, Agaricales, Hydnangiaceae. The transcript is spliced from 7 exons. The coding region runs from base 1 to 870 and encodes 289 amino acids. Gene Ontology annotation, molecular function: GTPase activity. The record is from RefSeq and is a predicted model, not a curated record.